AGCCAGUAACGACGUGGAAAUCAUCAUAGCUACAGCAAUAAGAUCUCACUCUUUCCAAAAGCUCCUCGUGACCGUACGAUUGAACUACUUUUUUUUGGUAGUAACAAAUUCCAUUCUUAUUUAGGAGGGUUUAAUAAGAUAUUCCUAAACCUCUGAAUAUCAACGAUCGCAGCACAGCUCCAAUAGCUCAAGAGCAUAACUUCUGGUCGUUCGUAAAAAUCUCUUCCAAGUUUGAAUUAAUUGUUUGAUUUGAUAGCGAAAAGGAUGUUGCCGAGAUGGAGCAAGGCUAUUUCCCAGUUUGCUAGGGUUAACUCACACAGGAACUCAGAAUUGGGAAGACAUUUGUGUUCUUUCUCCUGUCGAGAUUAUUCCAAAGUUGCGGCGGUUGCAGCUGAUCCCACUGAGAAAAUCUUCAAUGUCAAAACCGAGGUAAAAUUGAACAAGUUGUUUUGGUCUAAGCCUCAUUCACUGGCAUUAGCACCUGAUUCACCAUUAAGAGUUGAAGAUCCACAAUACGAGGGCAUCAAGCGCUUUAUACUUAAGCUGUUGCGGUUUUAUAGUAAGCAAAGCAAGUCCAUUCGAGGGGCAAAUGUUAUUUAUCGCCGUGUUAUUCACCAAGUUGAUAGACCUGCUAUUUAUGACGUAUUUAACUUGGAGAAAACAUUUAAGACCACAUUCUCGUUACUUGUUAUCCAUAUGUGGCUUUGCUUACGACGCUUGAAACAGGAGGGUAAGGAAGGUGUUGAGUUGGGGCAGUAUUUGUAUGAGAUUUAUAAUCAUGAUGUGGAGCUGAGAGUUUCUAAAGCUGGGGUUAACUUAUUGUUGACUAAAUGGAUGAAGGAUCUAGAGAAGAUAUUUUAUGGCAACAUCGUUGCCUAUGAUGCUGCUAUGCUUCCUGAAGCUAAGCAGGAUGAGUUGCAAAACGUAAUUUGGAGGAAUGUCUUCUCUGAUGAUGGUACAUCUACGCCUGAUCAUGCUGCCUUGCUUCCUCUCCAGGCAGUUGGUGGGCGAUUAAAAGAGUUGGGAAUUGCAUGUCAAAUGCUUUGUCGAGGUAUGUUCGCAGGGAAUUCAACUGUAUGUCAUUGACAGAUAAAGAAGCUAUAUUUUCGGGAAACUUCAUGUUCACCCCGUUGGGAAGCUCAAAAGCUGGUGCUGUGUAAUGCGAAGAGAGAGAGAGAGAGAUCAAAACCAAACAUGCUCAUCAACAGUGCCAAAAUUCAUGGUAGAGACCAAGCCUUCUGUCACUGAAAUCAGAAGAAGAAAUUGCCUAGUGCUUAUUAGGCAAAUAGAUGUGCAGUCCACUUUUCUCUAACUUUGUCACAUAGAAGUUGCUGGCUGUUUUUGUUCCCCAGUAUGAAUCUUGGACAAAAAUAUCCUACCUGUUGAUGCUAAUUGUUUUGACGAAAUUACAUGGGUGCUUUUGUUAAAUUACAAGUGUAAGAUUUGCGAGUUCAAGAUUUGGAUUACUGUAAAUGUCGCCAAUGUGUUUUUCAGUUUUUGUUUUGGGGGAAAUAUUGGAGGGGUGAGUGCCCACUUGCAUUGCUUUUGUAUACAACCUUGAUUGUUGAUUAGGAUUUAUGUCUACACGACUCUUUUAAGU
This is a messenger RNA of Nicotiana tabacum (common tobacco), 1600 nucleotides long. Lineage: Eukaryota; Viridiplantae; Streptophyta; Magnoliopsida; Solanales; Solanaceae. The record is from RefSeq and is a predicted model, not a curated record.